ACACUUUCCUGGGAGCGCGCUAUAAAUAUACCCAUUCAGUUUAGUUUGCAAACACACAGACGGAGAGAAUAGCAGCUAACAGCAGCAGCAACUCCGACAAUAUGAGUGCAAGGGAGCAAGAUGAGACUGAUUAUGAUUGCACCGCCAUUUUCAUAAGAAUUACCAAUAAGCUAGUUGAUGUGCUGCUUAAGCUUUUAAGAGUGAUGAAUUUAUCUGGUCCUCCGUUGAACAUGGUCGGCGUUAUAAUUGUACUGGUUUUUAUUCCAGUAUCAUUUGUUUACAUGGCUGCAGCGGAGGCAAUAAACCAUGUUUCAAACACGCGCUACCGUUAUGUGAUUGGACCCAUCAUUUACGUUUCGGGUGUCCUAUGUGUCAUACUACUAUUGGCCCUCUUUCUAUCACAAGCUCAUAUCUGAGUAUCCAUGUGAGAUGGGUUUGAUUUGAUGGGCUUCAUGGACCAUGUGUUAUCCCUGCUUUUUUAGAUUUAAUGUUGUUUCAUGGGGGCCUAGUUUACUUUACUUCUAGAUAUGUAUUUUAUUUGCUUUGGACUACUUUUGUUUAUGUUUGUAUUGGAACUAGACCAUGACCUCUAUUGCUUACUCACUACAAGAGAUCACAAUUAACUGUA
This is a messenger RNA of Carya illinoinensis, 628 nucleotides long. RefSeq lists its product as uncharacterized. Lineage: Eukaryota; Viridiplantae; Streptophyta; Magnoliopsida; Fagales; Juglandaceae. The transcript is spliced from 2 exons. The coding region runs from base 102 to 416 and encodes 104 amino acids. The record is from RefSeq and is a predicted model, not a curated record.